Molecule: messenger RNA, 1184 nt
Organism: Monomorium pharaonis (pharaoh ant)
Lineage: Eukaryota; Metazoa; Arthropoda; Insecta; Hymenoptera; Formicidae
Exons: 3
Coding region: 743-1030 (95 amino acids)
Source: RefSeq, a predicted model, not a curated record
UAAUAUUUGAUAUGUACGGUGAUAUUUCUCGCAAUAAAUUCUUUACGGUAUUUUAAUUUCGUGCUUGUUAGCGUUAAAGUAUUAUUAAAAUGUUUGCCGUGAGAUUACGUAUUCCGGUUUGAGAGUUUUAUGACUGUGUUUCAAGUCCGGCAAAUAAUCGAUGCGCAGUUUGCAUGAGCUGAGAAAUGUAAAAUUAUUUUUAGGGAUCUUAUUCAAGAUCUGCUUUUAACCAAUAUAAGAGUCCACAUCACUCGUUUAUGAAAGACAAUUAUUCCUGCCGCUGAUUCGUUCACGAUACAUAUUUUUUUUAUACAUGAAGAUUCAUGACAAUCUUCUCUUAUCUUUAAACCAAUUAUUUAAAGAUGUAAAAAAUCUCCAGUAGCGGGAUUUUCUUGUAUAAGAUUUUGAUUUCUCGGAUACGUUGACAUCGAUGUAAUUUUCUGUGUUGUAAAUGUAAAAUUCAAUUAAUCCAGAAGUAGAAUGUAAUGCGGACGACCGGUGCAUCCUAGAAGCUGGGAUGCAUCACUAUAGUCGCAACUAUAGUCUUGCCCGUCCCUGAGAGCAGGGAGGAAUGCGGUGGUACGGCAGUUAGAAACUUUUGUAGUGCCGGACGGGUCUACUUUUUUACGGGCAUCCCUCGAGACUUCUAUAAGUACGGGGAGACCAAGCUGGCGCGCGCACUUAUACGAAGUAUCGUUCCCGAGUGCAUCCGCGCGCAGAAUCUCCUCGUCCGAAAGUCGUCAUGCUGCGAUUCAUCCUGCUCGCCGCUCUCGUCGGCCUGGCGUGGUCCGCGCCAGCGCCCGCACCGGCGCCCAAACCGCUCACCCUCGUCUCCGAGCUGAAGACCCCGGCGUCGACCGCCAAGCUCACGCCGUUGGUCGCGGCCCCGGUGAUCGCACCGGUCGCCCGUCUCGCCUACGCCUCGCCCAUUCUUCCGCAGAUAUCACCGUACGCUUACUAUUCCGCGCCGAUCGCGGAGAUCCCGUCGAGUUACUCGAUCGAGCAGCAUGGGUACCAUAUUACCUACUGACCGCAAAAAUCAUCGGACCGGUAGCCGUCGACCUCAGUGAAGACCGUGUGGAAGUAUAUGCGCGUAGCGGCUCGCAGCUUGUCUCCUCAUCGAUAAUCAUCAUCUAUCGUGUAACCUCAUUCACGCAAAAAAAAAAAAGAACUUGAUGAAAGUC